UAUCUCUGUUCAAUAGAUGAUGCUGAUUCUUUGCUGGACGACACCGUAGCCAACAGCAACCAGAACAACAGCAACUGCUCGUCGCCAUCGCGGAUGUCUGACUCUGUGUCUUUAACCACCGACAGCAGUCAGGACAACUCUCUGUGCACGCCAGAGAGGGAGUCCAAGAUGCCUUUCCUUCCAAAAAGCAGACAAGACGACGAGAAUAUGAACCAGCCAAAAGACACCACCCCUCUCCUCCACAAUGGCAAUGGCUCAGAACCGUCAAUCCAGACCCUGUUAAAAACCCAGCAGACCCCACCAGAGUACGACCUGUCGAUGGAAGCCUUCAUUGAGAAGGGGAUCACCAACGGAAUGGGGGACGCCUACACCAAGUGGGACCAGAUCAAUAUGAACGUGACCAAGCUGCCGCCGUACCACGCCCCGCAGUUCAGCGAGCUGGACAAAGCAAAGAACGGCUCGGUCAAUGACUGCAACGACUUCCAGAACGGGAACCAGCAGGGGAGCGACUGCAUCAACAGCCUGGUGAACAGAAGCCAAGGGACGAGAGCGGAGAUGUCCGCCUCGACGGGUGUGGCCGCCAGCAGCGACAUGUCGUUGUCUCGCAGCACUGAGGAGCUGUCUCCGGAAAAAAGAUGCCCGCUGCCGCCGCAAGUGACAAAAUCCCACAGCGUCAGCAACAUAGAAGCGGGCGGGAUGAAGCUGUACUCGUUCGAUGGGGACGACGAGGCUGCCGCAGCAGCGGCGGGUAGAAUAGUCCCAGGGCCGGGAGCUCAGGGUCAGAACAUCGUCCGGAGCAAAUCGGCCAGUCAGUUACUCAACGACCAGAAUCUGCAGGUCUACCCCGGCUCUUUAUCGUCUUCCUCAGACCUGCUGUCGUCCUCUAACCCUCCGGUCAGCACCAGCAGAUAUCCGGGUUCGUCCAGCAUGAGCAUGGGAGUCCCUCCCCCUCAGUAUAACAUCCAGUACGCGAGCAGCGCCGUGCCUAAAGACGGCCUCUGGGCUCAACGGGACCACCAAGGCUACCUCCCGCCUCAUCCACACUCCCUCGCCAACACCAACUACUCAAACCGUAACCAGGCACCUCCGUAUACUCUACAGCCCCAGCAGAGGGGCGUCCCUAUGGCCCCCAUGGGAGACUGGACCAAGGAGAGGCUUCAUUCUGCCAGUGGGCCGCCUCGAAGCAGCACUCUGCAGCGGCAAGGCAGCUCCGCCUCCUCAGUCUCCAUUGGCGACCCAAGGCGCGUCCAAGCUCCCGAGGGGGAGUACAUGACCUACAGGGACAUCCACACCCUCGCCAGGGGGCCACUGGCAAUGAGCCAGGCCAUGCAGAGGCCCUUCUCCGCUCGCACUUACAGCAUCGACACACCCAUCACUUCCAGGCCCGUCGCCGCCAGGCCCCAGCCCCACGAGCUUCCAGAAAGGACCAUGUCCGUUAGUGAUUUCAGCUACCAGCAAAGCAGCCCCAGCAAGAGGCCCAACACCAGGGUGAAGUCUGAGCACUCGCUUCUCGACGGGCCGGGUCAGGUGUCGGGAGGGAUGGGACCAGGGAGGGUGCCAACUGACUGGAGGGACCAAGUGAUGCGGCACAUUGAAGCCAAGAAAAUGGAGAAGAAUGCGCUGUCUCGCUCCUAUAAUUUCAAUACUUCUCCGCUGAGCUGGUCUCACUACGGCAGCUGUAGGGAUAUGCAUGCCAGCCAAGGGGGCAUGGCCUUUAGCGGAGCUGACCGACAGCCCUAUGGAGCCCUGAGCUUCCGUGAUGAUGUUUUUGUUCCCCAAGGGCCACAAAGCUACACCAUGGACCCCCACAGAAAAGUGCCUUUGAUGAAUGGUCAGAUGGGCCCUUCUGUUCGUCCUCAGAUGAGCCAGACCUCAAUGGCUCGUCACCCUUCCAGAGAGCAGCUCAUCGAUUAUCUGAUGCUCAAAGUCUCCCAGCAGCCCCACGGGCCUCCGCGCAUUCCUCACGACACGAUACAGCAAGAGAUCCGUGUGAAAGUAGAGAAGAAUCCAGAGCUGGGUUUCAGCAUAUCGGGCGGAGUGGGAGGCCGGGGAAACCCCUUCCGUCCCGAGGAUAAUGGCAUUUUUGUGACUCGAGUUCAACCUGAGGGGCCAGCGUCCAAAAUCCUUCAACCUGGAGAUAAAAUAAUUCAGGCAAAUGGCUACAGCUUUGUGAACAUCGAUCAUGGGAAUGCAGUGUCCCUGCUCAAGACGUUUCCAACCACUGUGGAUUUAACGAUCGUAAGAGAAGUGCAAGCGUAGACUCGACUGCAUCUGUCCGACAGACCGGUGCACCACAAGAAAGGAGAGCAAAGAAA
Molecule: messenger RNA, 2315 nt
Organism: Poecilia latipinna (sailfin molly)
Lineage: Eukaryota; Metazoa; Chordata; Actinopteri; Cyprinodontiformes; Poeciliidae
Product: protein LAP2-like
Exons: 8
Biological process (GO): cell-cell adhesion; establishment or maintenance of epithelial cell apical/basal polarity; receptor clustering
Cellular component (GO): postsynaptic density; basolateral plasma membrane; adherens junction
Molecular function (GO): protein kinase binding
Source: RefSeq, a predicted model, not a curated record